This is a messenger RNA of Symbiodinium natans, 696 nucleotides long. The record is from the annotation of a GenBank genome assembly. NCBI's taxonomy places the organism in Eukaryota, Dinophyceae, Suessiales, Symbiodiniaceae.
AUGGCGCGACCAGGUCGUACAAGUGCAGUGCUUGGUCUGGGGGCAGCUGCGGCACUUGCCCCGGGCUUCCUCCUGCCUGCGGAGCCAGCGCCCCGCCAAGCCGCGCCCACUGCGGCCGAGGCCUCUGCGCCCCGGAGUGCUGCCGCGGCCCCCCGUGCUGGCGCAACACCGGCUGUUACUGUUGGCUUGGGUGUUGCCGCCGUGGCUGCCGCAAGGUGCCGCAAGGCAAAGCACGUGCGAUGCAGCCGCGUCGUCCGCCAAGCCGAGCGCGCUCUGCGCCCUCGUGAUCGGGCAGAUGGCCAUGGCUGGGUUAAGGAGGACCCGGACUUCGAUGCGAUGAACGGUGCUGUCACAGCGACGCACGCCGUCGAGCUGAAGAAGAGGCCCAGCGGCAUCAAGAGAUAUACCCACGGCCUUGAUGGCAAGGGAGCGAUGGUCAUGGACAUGCAUGAGAAGGCUCGGUAUCCGGGUGACCCGCAGGGUCAGGCGGCUGUGGCCGGAGUGAAGAAAGGUUUCGUUGUCAAGGCAGUGAACGGCCAGGACGUGCGCAGCUGGGACUUCGAGGACAUUAUGGACCUAUUGGAGGACUUCAUCCCGGAUCCCGACGUCCAGUCCACCGCAGCCUUCAAGAGCGGGGAACAGAGAGUUCGCAAGCACCAGGCGGCGCGGCCCUUGGUGUUUCUCACUGCGGUGUGA